Molecule: messenger RNA, 7902 nt
Organism: Polyodon spathula (Mississippi paddlefish)
Lineage: Eukaryota; Metazoa; Chordata; Actinopteri; Acipenseriformes; Polyodontidae
Product: piezo-type mechanosensitive ion channel component 2
Exons: 54
Source: RefSeq, a predicted model, not a curated record
AUGGCUCCCACCAGACCCCUGAGCAAAGGAAACACAGGGACAUUCCUGCAAUCCAUAUGCUUUACGAGCAUCACCUUCCUGGCUUUACAAGCAGGAUUCCAAAUCACCUUCACCUACGUCCCACGAGACGUGGACAAUAUUUGGGAAAAAGUACUUCACCACAUAGGAAUUGUACGACUGAGCGAGGUGGGUGGCUGGAAUACAGUGCGGCUCCUGGCUCCAGACUUGGGGAUGUUCCUUGCAGGGGUUGUGAUAUACAGGCUGUGCAAGAAGCUGGUGAGACCCAGGGAACCCUUCACAGCUCAUGACAACGACAACAUGCAGCCUGACGACGAGGAGAUGGAUACAGAGGAAAGUGUUGAGGAGACAGAGGAGUCGACCUACAGCACCACAGAGGAGACAAAAGAGCCCGAAAACAGAAGACCAAAGUUUAUCCUGAAGAUCCUUACCUUCCUAGGAGGACUUCAGUUAUUACUGGGAGAGAUCCUUAACUCAGCUGGGAAGGUUGUGGUGACGAUUCUGCUUGGAUUAGCAGGUAUAACGGUGCCCUCGCUGACGUCUGGAUUGUACUUCUUCACCUUCCUGGCCGUGGUGUCAUGGUGGUCCUGCUGCAGGACCAUCAGCUUGGUGCUGUUCAGCAGCCUAUGUGUCAUGAUGGCUAUCUUCAGCAUGGGGCACCUGGUGGGGCUCUACCUGUACCAGCUGCAGCUCUUCCAGGACCUCGUGCCUCCUCACGACAUCUACGCCAGGUUGUUUGGAAUGACGGCGCUCAUCCAGACGAACGCCUCCGAACCCUCCAGGCUGCAGCUGCACGCUGGGGUGACCUGGCCCGUGUUUCUGAACCCCCUGGUGUUGCUGGUUCUGUAUUUCACCCUUGUCGCUCUGCUCCAGAAGUGGGUCUACAUCACUGAGGAGGUCACCCUGCCAAAGUGUGACAGCAAACACACCAACGGAGCCCACAAUCUGGGCAGGAUGAUGUGGACUUCGGGGAACGACAUGAAAAAAGUAACCAAUGUCAAGAAGUGUUUUGCCUUUGGAGAGGACAGACUUCUUGCUAGCAUGGAUGAGGAGAUAAACUCACAUGAGCAGGUGACAUAUGUGCCGAAUGGUAACUGUCAGGACUCGGCUGGGCUGAGGUCAGUUCCCCCGUUGAAUAACCAAGAGCAACAUGCUGGCGGCUUCACCCCUCCCAUAUACCUGAGCACAGGUAAGAGUGCUGCUGGUGGCUUCACCCCUCCCAUAUACCUGAGCACAGGUAAGAGUGCUGCUGGUGGCUUCACCCCUCCCAUAUACCUGAGCACAGGUAAGAGUGCUGCUGGCAGCUUCACCUCUCCCAUAUACCUGAGCACAGAGGAGGAUGCAAAUGAGGAGGAUGAGGAUAAAGAGGAGAGCUCUGAGGGCGACGCAGAGACUCCCUGGAGCCACACGACUGAGUCCAGAGGGCUGGUGGCAUUCACUCAGUUCAUCAUGAAGCAGAGCUAUGUCAGCGCGCUGAUCGUCAUGAUGACCUGGAGCAUCACCUACAACAGCUGGCUCACCUUGAUGCUGCUGAUCUGGUCCUGCGUGAUCUGGACGCUGCGAGACCGCCGGCGUUAUGCCUUGCUCAGCUCCCCGUUCCUGGUGCUCUACGGCAACGUGCUGGUCAUCUGCAACUUCUUCACCGGGCUGAUGCUGAGUCAGGACGAGCUGUUCCCAGGGAUCCCGGACCCCGUGCUCCAGGACUUGGACCUGAAGCUGUAAUGGGGGGGGGACACACGUGUCACUUACAACUUUACCUUCUGUUUGUUGCUACGGCAACACCUGACCGAAAAGAAGGCGCUGGAGACUCUGAGGGAGGAGCCACUGGUUGAGGUGAAAGUGUCAGAGGCAGGGCAGGAUGAGAGCAGGUUGGCUGUGAUGGAGGUCCUGGGCUCACUGAUCAAAGGGAUGCUGGUCAAGUACUGGAUUUACUUCUGCUGCUCCAUGUUCUUCGUUGUCAGCUUCUCCGGGAAAGUGGUGGUCUACAAAAUCCUCUACAUCAUGCUAUUCCUCUUCUGCACAGCCCUGUAUCAGGUGCGCUAUGACCUGUGGCGACGGGUGCUGAAGUAUUUCUGGAUCGUUGUGGUGGCCUAUUCCAUGGUCGUUCUGAUCGUCAUCUACAUUUACCAGUUUAAAACAAUCUCCGGGCUCUUCCGACAGACCAUUGGCAUGUCUGAGGAGGGGUUGAGGGAUCUGGGUCUGGAGCAGUAUGACACAGUAGAGCUAUUUGCCCGGAUCCUGCUGCCCUCCUCCUUCCUGCUCGCCUGCAUUCUCCAACUGCACUACUUCAACAACGACUUCCUGAUGCUGACCGACCUGAGCAGCAUCCCCGUCAGGGAGGGGCCCUCCCGUGAAGACAAAAUCAAAGUGAAAGUGUGUGUGAUCGCAACAAGGUUUGGGGCAGAACAGCUGAGUGGCCGGAGUGAAGAUACUCUGGACCGGGUCGGUCUGUCUGAGCUGGACAGGCCGGGGGAUGCCAGCGGAGAGGCACAAGACUUACACGCUUCCUCUGUUUCUGAAGAGGGCGUUCUCACCAAGUGGGGGCAGGUGGUGGACAGGGUGACCCUGCUGGUGCUGAAGGCUUUGAGGAUGCUGCACAGAGCACAGGUGACGGUGUGGAGACUCCUGGAGCUGCACAUCAUCAAGAUCAUCUCCACCGCCAUCAUCUGGAUCACGCUUACAGAGGUCUCCUUGAUGAAUUACCUCUUCAUGGUCUUGUGGACGUUCGCCUUGCCCUUCCCGAGGCUCCGUCCCCUGGCAUCCAGCAUCUCCACAGUGUGGGCCUGUGUCAUGAUUGUCUGUAAGAUGAUGUACCAGCUGAAGUUCCUCCGGCCGCACGAGUACUCCUCGAACUGCACCGCAAAGCUGCUGCCUGUGAACUGGAGCCACACUCAAACAAACCUGGAGGAGCUGCUGAGGGAGUCUGUGCUGUACAUGGCGCCUGUGGACCCUGCCGAAUGGUGUGGGGGGCUGAGGAAGUGCGCAGAGAGCAGCCUGCCCUGCCUACGGAAUCACCUCGCCAUCCUGGCUCUGCUGGCAUUCGAGGUGACCGUGCACCGCCACCAGCUCUACUACCAGCUCCACAACGCUCUGAAACAGUCCGAAACGAAUACCCUGUUUGAGGGCAUCACUCGGCAGCACCUGGACGACGGGAUGGUCAGCUGCAUGAAAUACUUCAUCAACUACUUCUUCUACAAGUUUGGACUGGAGGUGUGCUCCGUGGUGGCAGUGAACGUGAUUGGACAGCGGAUGGAUUUCUAUGCCAUGCUCCACUCCUUCGCCCUGAUCGCCGUGCUCUCCAGACGCAGGAGGAAGUCCAUCGCUGAGAUCUGGCCCAAAUACUGCUGCUUCACUGCUAGUCUCAUGACCUUCCAGUACCUGCUGUGCAUCGGCAUCCCUCCUGCACUCUGCAGAGAUUACCCCUGGAGGACCGGCAGUACACCACUGAACUCCAAUCUGAUUAAAUGGCUCUACCUGCCAGACUUCGCCAGGAGGCCAAACCCCGUCUUUUUAAUAUAUGACCACAUGCUGCUGCUGUGCGCCUCUCUGCAGUGGCAGGUCUUCGAGGACGAGAACACAGCAGCCGUGCGCCUUCUGGCCGGUGACAACGUGGAGAUCAGCCGCAGCCUGGACCCCCGGACCCUCAGCCAGUACAUCCCCGUCCCAGACUUCAUACACUGCAGAUCUUAUCUUGACAUCGUCAAGAUGUUCGUGUUCAGCUACUUCUUCUGGUUUGUGCUCAGCCUGAUCUUCAUCACGGGCACCACACGGAUCAACAUCUUCUGCAUGGGCUACCUGAUCUCCUGCUUCUACUUCAUGCUUUUCGGAGGAAGCCUGCUGCUCAAGCCGGUCCGACACAUCCUGAAGCUGUGGGAUCUUCUCAUCGGUUACACGGUCCUGGUCAUCACCAUGAAGAACAUCCUGUCUCUGGGAGCCUGUGCCUAUCUGCACAGCUUGCUGAAGAACAGCUGCUGGUUCAUUCAGACGUUCAGUAUGGUCUGCACUAUAAAAGAGUAUGAUGUCCCCUCCCCCGAUGAUGAUUGUGAGCUCCCAGAGGGCGAGGCAGGGAUCAUCUGGGACGCUAUCUGCUUCACCUUCCUCCUGGCCCAGAGGAGGGUCUUCGUCAGCUACUACUUCCUUUACAUAGUGGCUGAUCUGAAGACCUCCAAGAUCCUAGCUUCCAGGGGUGCCGAGCUGUUUGAAGCCAAGGUGAAGAAGGGGAUUGCAGCGAGGCUGGAGCUGGAGAAGAAAUCCAUGCAAUUGCUGAAGAAACAGAUGGAGAAGAUUAAAAUGAAACAGAGGAAGACUCAGGACGGGAAAGCCAUCGCUCCAGCACAGGGGGUCCUGCCAGAGCUGGAGGAAGAAGCUCAACAAGAGAGGGAGUCGCAGACUCAGGGUGACGGUGAAAAGAGGAACCAGAGUGAAAAGAAGAAAUGGUGGCAGCCAUGGGUGAACCACACCUCCAUGAUCCGCAGUGGCAGCUACUACCUCUUUGAGAGUGACAGCGAGGAUGAUGAAGAUGAACAGGAAGAGAAGGAGGAAGAAGCCCCCAAAAAGAAAACAAGCUUGCAGUUGGCUUACGAAGCCUGGUCCACCAGCUCGAAAGCUGCUCUGAAGGUCAGGAAAGAAGAAGAGGCGGCUCUGAGGAAUGAGCAGAAGAAGAAAGCAAAACUGGAGAGGCAGCGGCAACAAGGCAUGGAGUCGGCAGAGUUAAGUGAAGAUGAGCUCAAUCAAACCACUGAGGAUGACGAGGUCGUGGAAGAGGAAGAGAAUGUGAUCCAGCGUAUCAUAGACACAGUGAAGUUUGCCUGGGUCUUCAUUCUGUCUCUCACUGAUGACCUGAUUGAAGGGCUGAACUCCUUCUGUAAAGACUACCUGGACAUCGCCAAAGUGUUACGAUUUGAGCGUGCCAUGCUGGGGCAACAACUGAAAAAAGGGAAACUGGCAUCACAGGACACUGUCCAGGAGUUUUACAGGGCCAGGUUAUCGCAGCAGGCAACUCUAGAGUCACCUGCUCAGGAGGAAAAGGUGACCCCCUCACCGUCUUCUUGGGGUUACCAGAAAGUGGUCAGCUCCGACUCAAAGCUCUCCUGGGGAAGCAGUUUGUCCAGCUGCCUUACGGAAGUAAUCACCCUCGACUCACGGCAGCCCCCCCCGGAUGACCUGGAGGAGCCCUCUGCCCCUCCUGUUUCGCCCCCACCCAGGGCCAGCGACCACCUCUGCAGAAAGCUCCUCAAGACCGCGAACUUCGACAUGUCUUCCAUUGACAGCGAGAGCGUGCUUUUAUGUGGCCACACAGGAAUGAUUGCAGAGGACGAGGAUGACGAGGAGGACGCAGAGAGGCUUCAGGACCGGAUCAAGUUUCAGGAUCCCUUCCCUGCCUCGUUCGAUGGGCUGGGACCAUGCCCAGUGCUUGGGGAGACCCUGGACGAGAUCGACAUGGAGGGGCCCAGGCCGCUCACGCAGGAGACACGCACCCUGACCGCCAGCGAGCUGCUGCUCAACAAGGUGUUCCAGGAUGAAGUGAUGGAGCAGUCGGAAAGGUUCUUCCAGGACCUGCCUCGGCCGCUCAGGGUGUUCCUCGCCCUCUACAACACUAUGGUGUGCAAGUCCGAGAUGCUGAGCUACUUUGUCAUCAUCCUGAACCACAUGGUGUCGGCCUGCAUCCUGUCACUGGUGCUGCCCAUCCUCAUCUUCCUCUGGGCCAUGCUGUCUGUGCCCCGCCCCACCAAGCGCUUCUGGAUGACAGCCAUUAUCUACACUGAGAUCAUCGUGUUUGUGAAGUACCUCUUUCAGUUCGGGUUCUUCCCCUGGACCACCACCGCCUACAGAGGGAUCAACGCGGACCGGCCCUUCGCUCUCCCGAACAUUGUCGGGGUGGAGAAGAAGGACGGCUACGUGCUGUUUGAUCUGGUGCAGCUGCUCGCCUUGUUCUUCCACAGGUCCAUUCUGAAGUGUCACGGCCUGUGGGACAAUAAGGAGGUUGACAUGCCAGACUUUCUCAAAAAGUUAAAGCGGAAGAAAGAGAAGAGACGAGAGCCUGCCAAGGAUGAAGACAAGUACAGAGACGGCACUUCACCCUUCGUCUACCUCCAGGGCUCCAGAGGACUGGGCUUCAGGAGGCGUAAGAGAGAGGGAGACCACACAGAGGGGACCGAGCCUCCCAAAAGAAAAAAAUCUCUGAAAAACAGACACACAACCAGAAAGGGAAUAAUCAAGGAAAAGAUCAAGGAGAAGAUGCUGGAGGCUAAAUCCAAGUCUAUAGAAAUAGCGCUCCAGGUCUACCUGCCGGUACGACAGUUCUUCUAUGACAUCAUCCACCCUGAAUACAGCCCGGUGUGCGACGUCUACGCCCUCAUGUUCCUUGUUGAUGUCAUUAACUUCAUUAUCAUCAUUUUCGGAUACUGGGCGUUUGGGAAGUACGGCGCGGCGGCAGACAUCACAGAGUCCCUGUCAGAGGACCAGGUCCCCGAAGCCUUCCUGGUCAUGCUACUCAUCCAGUUUGGGACCAUGAUAGUGGACCGGGCUCUGUACCUGCGCAAGACUCUGCUCGGGAAGUGCGUCUUCCAGGUGGUGCUGGUCUUCGGGAUCCACUUCUGGAUGUUCUUCAUCUUGCCGGGGGUCACAGAGAGGAGGUUCAACCAGAACCAAGUGGCCCAGCUCUGGUACUUUGUCAAGUGUGUGUAUUUUGGCCUCUCUGCCUACCAGAUCAAAUGUGGCUACCCAAACCGGGUCCUUGGCAACUUCCUGACCAAGAGUUACAACUACCUGAACCUGUUCCUCUUUCAGGGAUUCCGCAUGGUCCCCUUCCUCACGGAGCUGCGAGCUGUCAUGGACUGGGUGUGGACGGACACAACGCUCAGUCUGUCCAGCUGGAUCUGUGUGGAGGACAUCUACGCCAACAUCUUCAUUCUCAGGUGCUGGAGAGAGUCUGAGAAGAAAUACCCGCAGCCCUCCGGGCAGAAGAAGAAGAUGAUUGUGAAGUACGGGAUGGGUGGCCUGAUCAUCUUCUCCCUCAUCUCCAUCAUCUGGUUCCCCCUUCUCUUCAUGUCGCUGGUCAAGUCUGUGGCCGGAGUCACGAACCAGCCCUUGGACGUCUCCAUUCACCUCAGCAUUGGGGGUUAUGAGCCUUUAUUUACAAUGAGCGCCCAGCAGCAAAACCUGGCCCCUUAUUCUCAAUCUGCAUUCAACCAAAUGACCAACCUGUUUGCAACCAAUCCAUCUGCCAUGCAGUUUAUAGUGAACUACAUGCCGGAGGAUAUUGUCACUGCCAAAAUCAAAACCGACGCCAGCUUGCUGUGGAGCAUUAGCCCAGCCAGCCGAGAGGCAAUGAUUGAAGAGCUGAGCAAUUCAACUCACAUCUACAUCACCCUGCAAUGGACUAUACUCAGGAACGUCUCUCUCGUCAUGAACGCCGAGACGGUUGGGAAGCACACGGUGAAGUACGAAGACAAAGAGAUGAGGGAUCAGAUCGUUCAGAUGCUGAGAGGGACCAGGAAGGAGCCAGUGAUUAUCAAGAGUCUCUUGCCCAAAUACAUAAGAGCUCCCUCUGGCCCUGAAGCAAAGAUUAUAAAUCGUCUCUAUGUUGGUAAGCAACCUUCCAAGUCCAAAGUGGUGAAAACGAACCAGUUCUCAGUGACGAGGCACGAGAAAAGAGCCAAUGGUCUGGUGGGAGACCAGGGCCUGCCUGGGGUCUUCGUGCUGUAUGAACUGUCUCCCAUGAUGGUGAGAUUCACAGAGAGGCAGAGGUCGUUCACACAUUUUCUCACAGGUGUGUGUGCCAUCGUUGGAGGAGUGUUUACAGUGGCGGGACUCGUAGACUCUCUGAUCUACCACUCUGCGAGAGCCAUUCAGAAGAAGAUCGAACUGGGGAAAGCAUCGUAG